AUGAGAAGAGUCAACAAGCAGAUAAACAAAGCCGAUGCAGCAACAAAAUCAAAAUCUAAGAGCUAUGCUGAUCAACGUCGCGGUGCAAAACAACCAAACUUCAAGGUUGGAGAUCAAGUUCACGUUCGACAGCAAAAGAGGAAUAAAUUAACGUCGAAGUUUAACCCUUGACCAUACCAGAUUAUCAAGAUUAAACCAACCAUGAUUACAGCACGUCGGGGAGAACACCAGGUUACAAGAAACUGUUCUAAUUUCAAGUUAUUUACUGGAAAUUCGAGCGACAAUGAAAGUGAUGUGAGUAUGGACGACAACGCAGUUGGUCAACCAAAUAUUGAAGUCGGACAAGGGAGGGGUGAACCGAGAAGAGAAAUAGAAGAACCGGUAGUUGAACAUCGGGAUGGUCAACGCAGAUAUCCCCAAAGAUGCAGAAACCACCCUUUACAUUAUCGAGAUGAACAGAACAUCAGAUAAACAAACAAAACAAUUUGAUAUUUUGCUCUAACUAUUUAACUUAGCAUACAGUAGCUUCAAAAUUAAUAGGAUUCUCAUUAUUGAGUUGUUAGCUAUCACUUCGUGAUCGAACUUCAGUUUGAACUGAACAUGGGUAGGGAUAUUAUGUUUUAGUUACAUGAAGUAUUGAUAUAUAGUCAUAAGUCACGUGUAUGGGAGAGAGAAAUAUAGAGAUACAAUAGCAAGGAAGGUAAUCAAUGAGCUGGAAGACCAUUACACCAAUAGCUUCUCUGAUCUCAACAGAAUGCUAUCCAAAUGAUUCGACCUUGCGAUACUAUUUGUUGGAUUGUGUGAAAUACGAACCGAAGACAAAAUCCUUGUGGACAACAAUACGUUCUCCGAACUUGGGGCAAAUGAGUUUCAACAGUGUGCAACCUAUAUUGCACAGAUUCCGCACAUACGUGACAACGAUUUGGAGAUGGGCAGUGAACUGUCAUCAACUGUGUUUUGGCGUUUCAAGAAAGUGUUCAUUUCUGUCGUCUGGGGUUGUAUGUUUCCCACACACUUCUGCCAAUUCUUCAAAAAGAUCACAAUCAAAGAUGACAGAGAUUUCUCUUUGAAAGACAUUGUCGUCGGAGGUGUGACCAUGAAAAAGUUCCUGGAGGGCACCCGACAACAAUUCACACUUUCAGAGGACUUCAAAGUAGAGUUGAGCAAUGGCAAGAAGAUGGAAGGUUCUUUUUGA
This is a messenger RNA of Paramuricea clavata, 1195 nucleotides long. NCBI's taxonomy places the organism in Eukaryota, Metazoa, Cnidaria, Anthozoa, Malacalcyonacea, Plexauridae. The record is from the annotation of a GenBank genome assembly.